GCCAGUUAAAAUUAGGGUUUAGAAAUAGACUCUCUAACACCAACAGCGUCCUGUGAAUCUCUUUCGAAUUAAAAGUUUUGAACGGUUUUGCAAAAAACAUGUUCUGUCUUAGCGAGCUGGAAGAUACAGUAAGAGUGCCACCGUCUGACCUUAACCUCCCCCUCGAAGUUGCCAUUAAGAAAGCGCUUCAAAAGCUCUUCUUGGACAAGGUUUUGUCGAUUGGCCUUUGCGUAUCAAUCUACGGCAUUAAAUCAAUCGAAGGAGGGUUCGUCUUACCCGGUGAUGGUGCUGCCACCUAUAAGGUAGUUUUUAGAAUUGUAGUGUUUCGUCCAUUUGUUGGUGAGGUCAUUGCUGCUAAGUUCAAAGAAUCUGAUUCCAAUGGCUUGCGCUUAACACUUGGAUUCUUUGAAGAUGUUUAUGUGCCUGCUCCACUUAUACCGACACCUAACCGCUGUGAGCCUGACCCUUACAAUAGGAAUCAGAUGAGAUGGGUGUGGAAAUAUGGAGAUGACGAGUUUAUCAUCGACGAUUCAUGUCAGAUCAAGUUUCGAGUUGAGAACAUCAGCUAUCCACCUGUUCCAACUGAGCGAGCAGAAGACGCAAAGCCUUUUGCUCCUAUGGUGGUCACUGGGACUAUAGAUGACGAUGGUUUGGGCCCUGUUUCUUGGUGGGAGGCUUGUGCCCCGAUUAGUGAUGCUGAAGAUUGAGAGACCUGAGCAAGACUUCCAUCUCCAAAUUGAAGACUUUUAGAAUUUUGUUUAGUUGGGAAUGCCUAAGCCUUUUGUAGCAAUGAUACAGAUUAGAAAAAAAAAAAAGAAUAAUAAAAAGAAAGUUUGAUUGAA
Messenger RNA from Brassica oleracea var. oleracea, 842 nucleotides. Its product is annotated as DNA-directed RNA polymerase III subunit RPC8-like. The record is from RefSeq and is a predicted model, not a curated record. Gene Ontology annotation, cellular component: RNA polymerase III complex. Gene Ontology annotation, biological process: DNA-templated transcription; transcription initiation at RNA polymerase III promoter. Bases 99 to 707 code for a protein of 202 amino acids. NCBI's taxonomy places the organism in Eukaryota, Viridiplantae, Streptophyta, Magnoliopsida, Brassicales, Brassicaceae. The transcript is spliced from 7 exons.